AUGGCGAUAUUGGUACCACGUGGUUACGGAGGUUUUCCCUCCUAUCCGUUCAGUUCACCUAAUCAGAUUGCCAAUCGAAAUUAUUAUCAUGAUAGGAACACAAGCCAAGGAGCUUAUUUUUCACCUCAUUAUCCCACUCAAACAUUUUAUCAGCCACCUUACUAUCAAGACAGACAAGCUGGUUAUGGUAAUAGACUUUCAAACUUUUUAACUGGAUUAGAUGAGCGAUAUCGAUAUGAACAAUAUAUGCGUAAAUUAGGAAAAAUAGAAAGACAGUACGCGAAGUUACACGGCUACAAUGCACAAUUGCCAAUGUAUCCACCAUCAUUCGAAACAUCAAAUUAUCAUAAUGAUCCAGUAUAUGAAUAUGAAAGAGAGAUUAGGUAUGUGCCAAUGCCACUGUUUAUGAAUUCUACGAGUAUAGGUUUUGGUACCAGUUCAAAUUUUAAUUAUGAACCAACCAGCAAUAUGAGUUUACCACCAAAGAUCAGAGUCAUUUUCAUACCAACAGGUCAAUCAUCUCUUCAGCAACCUUGCACAGGUCCCCUAGCAAUGCCACCUUUUCUUUACAAUCGCAUAUCGCAACCGUUAUGUUCAUUUCCACUACCACCACCAUUGCCACAGCUAGGAUCAUUACCACUCACACCUGCAGUUCAACAAAUGGUUGUGCAACGGUAUAGCAAUCCUGUUGCUGUAUUACCAUUUAGUUCAAAUUGGCAAACACCUCAAAUGAUGAUGUCCAGUUAUCCACAAGCAUCUUUAUAUCAACAGCAACCUAUACCAUCGAUAUCAGCUUUUCAAUCAUCUUCAAAUGCACAACAGUCUUACAUGCCUCCUUUGAUGCCAGCUUGUUCAUCUCUUCCACCUGCUUCAAAUUUACAGAUGUUACCUUCAGCUCCUAUGCAAAGUUUUCCAUCGCUUCAACCUGCUUCAAAUUUACAGAUGAUACCUUCAGCUCCUAUGCAAAAUUAUUCAUCAUUUCAACCUGCUUCAAAUUUACAGAUGCUACCUUCUGCUCCAAUGCAAGAUUUUUCAUCUCUUCCACCUGCUUCAAAUUUACAGAUGCUACCUUCUGCUCCAAUGCAAGAUUUUUCAUCAGCUGCAACUGCUCUUUCUUCGGCACCCAUAUCAGCUUUUCCAUCACAACAACCGGAUCUACAAUCAUAUGCUGCCUCAGCUCCCAUGAUGCCAGCGAAUAUGCCCGCGUCGUCACCACCGUAUGACACGGCAGCUUCAUCAUUAUCUCAAAAUAAUUUUAAUAACUCUUACCCAAGUACAUGCCGUGCGUGUCCGCCAGUACCACCUUCACUUAACGUGCCAGUUAUGGGUUAUUGCUGGGUACAACAUUGUGCUGCUUGUCAUCGCGUACCUACUCCUGUUUCUACUCCAAAUGCAAGGCCAGCAAGUGGACGAAUUACGCCAUUGCUUCGUCGUCCAACUGUACCACAAUAUAUACCCAAUCAAACAACACAACAAAAUCAAUAUCUUCAAGCACCGACAUCUGAUCUUAUGCGUCCAUGGUUACGAAAAACACCUCCACUUCCUCCAGGUGCUAUUCUCAUUUCAGAUGAAAUCAUUUGCAAAGACGAUUAUUCUGCACGAUACAAUCAUUCACCAAGAAAAUAUAGACGACACCAUCGUAGUAUUCGACACAAACAUCGAUCUACAACUGUAUCAUCAGGAACAAUAUCCACAACAAGUCCAGCAGUUGUAAAAGUUGGUAGAAGUGUAUCCCCCAAAAGAAAAAGCAAAAAUAAUAGUAAUCAAACGCGUCAUACAGUAUCCAAUAAAUCAAAUUCUCAGGUAUCAAAAACACCAUCAAGUGAUUUAACUGUCGAAUACCAAAAAGUAACAUUGCAUUCGUCAAAAGACAAAGAAAAUACAUUACCUCAGCAAUUAGCUGGUGAAGCUCGUAAUGUUAAUAUUAAAUAUAGAUACCAACCGCAGGAACUACCUAGUGUUUAUCUUCUCAAUCGUUAUCUAAAAUCAAGCAGUGAAGCAUCUACAUUAGCUUCAAAUAUGCAAGCAUCAUCCGAUUGUUCGUCUACACCUAUAAAGGAACACAGCAGCACUUCAUCACCUUUAAUGGAUUCUAUAUCUACUCAGGAAGAACCAAUUUCUGAGAAAGAAGACGAAAAAUCGAUUCCUCUUCCUUCUCAAUCAGUAAAAACAAAAGAACGAGUAAUUAUUAUACGACAAUAUAUCGCAAGUUCUCCGUCAGCCAGCAGCACUAUUUCAUCGAAUAGUGCAUUUAGUAUUAUCAAGGAAGACAAAGAAACAAUUUCAAAAGCGAGUUAA
Molecule: messenger RNA, 2298 nt
Organism: Rotaria socialis
Lineage: Eukaryota; Metazoa; Rotifera; Eurotatoria; Philodinida; Philodinidae
Source: the annotation of a GenBank genome assembly